UGGAAAAGUUCCACCCACACCAAAGAGCACAGCUCAGCUCGCCGCGUUCAGCCCCAGCUGCCGCUGACCUAGACGCAUCACCAAUACAACCCUCCACAAGAUGUCGUCGCCACUAAUGCAACCCGCCAAACUCCCCUUCCUCUUCCACAUCGCCAUCGAGACCGCCGCCGCAUGCUCCUUCAUCCUCAAGCCCGACAGUCAGCUGACUAACCCACCCGUCGCCGUGCAGCUGGUGCUACAGCAGUUCGGUGGGUUAUUGCUGACCACGAACCUGAUCUGCCUCAUCUUCGUGUCGCGGCCAUUUGACGAGACGAGCAGGCAGGUCGCGGCGGCGCUGGCGUUUUGGCAUGUCUGGCCUUGUUGGCGCGCCUAUGUGCGGUUGAAAAGGCCCGAGGUGGAUGAUCUGGGGAAGCAGAAGGGGAAACAAAAGGGAGAGGUGAAGGCUACGCGGAGAACUCUUGGAGGGCCGGCUGUUCAUCUUGCGGUGCAUGUUGGCAUGUUUUUGAUGUUUGCAAAGACCGUUUUCAUGUGAUGGUCUAGAGCGUGACCGCUACUGCAUGAGGAGUUCGGAAUUUGACACUAAGGUUGUUGCUCCGAUAUUGAGAGAAACCUAUGUGAACUCAAUGCCUGAGUGACUUUGGCAUGGUAAACCCGACGUCUCUGUUGGCGCUAUCACGCAUUCAAACAAUCCCAACUCAUCACAACCUCCCCUCUUCUCAUAGAGUCGACGAUACA
Colletotrichum godetiae is the source of this 735-nucleotide messenger RNA. RefSeq lists its product as uncharacterized. The record is from RefSeq and is a predicted model, not a curated record. The transcript has a single exon. Lineage: Eukaryota; Fungi; Ascomycota; Sordariomycetes; Glomerellales; Glomerellaceae. The coding region runs from base 101 to 532 and encodes 143 amino acids.